Molecule: messenger RNA, 2406 nt
Organism: Momordica charantia (bitter melon)
Lineage: Eukaryota; Viridiplantae; Streptophyta; Magnoliopsida; Cucurbitales; Cucurbitaceae
Product: Pentatricopeptide repeat (PPR-like) superfamily protein
Molecular function (GO): mRNA binding; protein binding
Source: RefSeq, a predicted model, not a curated record
GCACUAAAGUUGAUAAUUUUCUUCAUCAAACAAACAACACCAAAAUUACAUAUAAACCGUUAUUCUAUGCCAACUUGUUUUUAUCUUGUAUUAUAAAAUAUAAAAAUAAAAAAUCUUGCCCCCACCAUCCCCAAGUUCUUCUUGUCGGUCUUCCGACUGAAAAACAUGAACGCCGUCAAUCGUCUCCCGUGGAGAAUUUUCCCGGCGAAAAUUGAUCGGAAAUACAUUUUCUCAACAACCCAUCCGCCGCUCUGCACUUACAAUUCAACCUCUACGGCGUCCUCGUCGAACGAUUUCGAUCCACAAAUAAUCUCAGAGCUAAUUUCCCGGCAACAGUGGUCGAACCUCAAAUCCCAUUUCAAGUUCAAAAGCCCCAUCGAUUUUCUUCACCUAUUGCUCGGUUCAGGAGCCGUCGAUCCGCUGCUCGUCCUCAGGUACUUCAACUGGUCCCAGAAAGAGCUUAAAGUUAAUUACAGCAUCGAACUAUUCUGCAGACUCUUAAAUUUAUUAGCCAAUGCCAAAUGUUACCCCAAAAUUCGAUCGUUUCUCGAUUCUUUUGUCAAGGGAGAAACAAAUUGCACGAUUUCUUUGAUUUUUUAUACGCUUUCGGUGUGUGGCGACCAAUUUUGUGCCAAUUCGAUAAUUGCUGAUAUGUUGGUGCUGGCAUAUGUGAAAAAUUCGAAAACUAGUUUGGGAUUGGAGGCGUUUAAACGAUCUGGUGAUUAUGGGUAUAAGUUAUCUGUAUUAUCUUGCAACCCAUUGUUGAGUGCUCUGGUGAAGGAGAGUGAAUUUGGGGACGUGGAAUUUGUCUAUAAGGAGAUGAUUAGGAGGAAAGUUAGUCCUAAUUUGAUUACAUUUAAUAUUGUGAUUAAUGGGUUGUGUAAGGUAGGGAAAUUAAACAAAGCUGGAGAUGUAAUUGAUGAUAUGAAAGUGUGGGGAUUUUGGCCCAAUGUGGUUACUUAUAACACUCUCAUUGAUGGAUACUGUAAAAUGGGCAGGGUGGGGAAGAUGUACAAAGCUGAUGCCAUUUUGAAGGAAAUGGUGGCAAAUAAAGUUAGCCCAAAUGAUGUAACUUUUAACAUAUUGAUUGAUGGGUUCUGUAAAGAUGAGAACAUAUCAGCUGCAUUGAAGGUGUUCGAGGAAAUGCGGAUUCAGGGCCUGAAGCCAAGUGUUGUGACGUAUAAUUCCUUGAUUAAUGGUUUGUGCAAUGAAGGUAAGUUGAAUGAGGCAAAUACUUUGCUUGAUGAAAUGUCGAAUUCGAACUUGAAGCCAAAUGUCGUUACUUAUAAUGCAUUGAUUAAUGGGUACUGUAAGAAGAAGUUGUUGGAAGAAGCUAGGGAGUUGUUUGAUAAUAUUGGAAAACAAGGGCUGGCUCCUAAUGUUAUAACAUUUAAUACAUUACUUGAUGGAUAUUGUAAGUGUGGGAAGAUGGACGAGGCGUUUUUGCUGCGAAGCUUAAUGUUAGAGAAAGGACUACCACCCGAUGUCUCCACCUACAACUGCCUUAUUGUCGGUUUUUGUAAGGAGGGCAAAAUGGAGGAAGUCGAGAAUCUUUUGAAUGAAAUGGAAGAGAGAGGUCUGAAAGCUGAUCUAGUAACGUAUAAUAUUUUGAUAAGUGCAUGGUGUGAGAAAAGGGAGCCGAAAAAGGCAGCAGGACUCAUAGAUGAGAUGUUUCACAGGGGACUACGGCCAAGUCAUUUGACAUACAACAUUUUGUUGAAUGGCUAUUGUAUAGAAGGAAAUUUAAGGGCUGCUUUGAAUGUGAGGAAGCAAAUGGAGAAAGAUGGAAGGUGGGCUAAUGUGGUGACGUAUAACGUGUUGAUUCAAGGUUAUUGUAGAAAGGGUAAGUUGGAAGAUGCAAAUGGACUUCUUAAUGAGAUGCUGGAGAAGGGAUUGAUACCCAACCGAACUACUUACGAGAUAAUUCGAGAAGAAAUGAUGGAGAAAGGAUUUCUUCCCGACAUAGAAGGUCAUCUUUAUCAAGUGUCCCGAUAGAAGUCAAUAGAUAACAUCGCAACUUUAGAGUGAACUGGAUAACGGCUUGAGUGUCGCUGAUCAACCCGACAUGAUCCAAGCCAGCAGACGUUUCAAGGUAAUGAAUGCAUCUAAGAUGGCAACAGACACCAUCUUCAGAAGUCCUUACUCUUUAGGAGAGAUUGUGAUGUUGCGCUUUAAUCAAUCAGGUCCUCGUUGCAGGAUCGGUGACCGACCAUAAUCCAAACUCGCAGUGAAGAUCUGCACUCUGUUUUACAUUAAGGCAAGAUCUUGCAAUACGCUAAAAAAAUGUGUCUCUCGUCUUAUAUUGACCGAACUUCGCUUUCAUUGAUGUUGAUUAGAAUAUGUAAGUUUUAAGCUAGUCAUGGAAGCUGCAGAAGUUGCUCGUGGAGUCGAGAUGUGAAAUAUGCU